Molecule: messenger RNA, 9757 nt
Organism: Capra hircus (goat)
Lineage: Eukaryota; Metazoa; Chordata; Mammalia; Artiodactyla; Bovidae
Product: probable ubiquitin carboxyl-terminal hydrolase FAF-X
Exons: 45
Coding region: 569-8290 (2573 amino acids)
Biological process (GO): cell migration; protein deubiquitination
Cellular component (GO): cytosol; nucleus
Molecular function (GO): cysteine-type deubiquitinase activity; cysteine-type endopeptidase activity
Source: RefSeq, a predicted model, not a curated record
UGGUGGGAGUUUGCGCCGUCGCGGUUGCCGGUGGUUCGGCCGUUUUUUUUUGGCUUGCUGAAUCCGCCAUAUUGAAGAGGGCCGGGGCAAGCGAUUUCUGGAACUCCAGCGGCCUCGUAUCCCGCCCUGAAGGGGUUUUGUGGAGCCCAGCCCCUUCAAGCGUCACUCAGCUCCCAGGCCUUUCAGGAGCUUGACUGCUUGUGUUGCCUUCUCCUUUACGGGAGACUACCGCGUUAGCGGCUCAUUUUAGUAUUGGUGUUGGCAGCUAGGACAGAUUCGGGGUGAAGAGACCAGGCCCUAAAAGGUGAAACCGCAGCUGCGGGAGCACUAAGCGGACGUUAAACAGGAGAAACGGUCCACCUGGAGCCCAUCUAACGACAGAGAAACGCCACCGCGCGGAAGAAAAGAGGUAGUGAAAUGGUCUCUGCAAGAAUGGUCUGUCCUUGAAUUGGAGAUAUUUAAGGCUGAUAUAUCCUGGUGCUUCGUCUCCUAUAAGUGAACUGUAAUUUCUUCUCUUACAACAACUAAAUAAACAGACAAAAUAGCAAAAAUCUUUUCUGUUUUGAGUAUGACAGCCACUACUCGUGGCUCUCCGGUAGGAGGGAAUGACAGCCAGGGCCAGGCUCCUGAUGGACAGUCUCAGCCCCCCUUCCAUAAUCAGACCUCAUCACCUGAUUCUUCCAAUGAGAAUUCCCCAGCAACUCCUCCAGAUGAACAAGGUCAAGGUGAUGCUCCACCUCAACAUGAAGAUGAGGAACCUGCAUUUCCUCAUGCUGACCUGGCAAAGUUGGAUGACAUGAUCAACCGACCUCGUUGGGUGGUUCCAGUUUUGCCAAAAGGGGAAUUAGAAGUGCUUUUAGAAGCUGCUAUUGAUCUUAGUAAAAAAGGUCUCGAUGUUAAAAGUGAGGCAUGUCAACGUUUUUUCCGAGAUGGGCUAACAAUAUCUUUCACUAAAAUUCUUAUGGAUGAAGCAGUGAGUGGCUGGAAGUUUGAAAUUCAUAGAUGCAUUAUUAACAAUACUCAUCGCCUAGUGGAACUUUGUGUGGCCAAGUUGUCCCAAGACUGGUUUCCACUUCUAGAACUUCUCGCCAUGGCCUUAAAUCCUCAUUGCAAAUUUCAUAUCUACAAUGGUACACGUCCUUGUGAAUCAGUUUCCGCAAGUGCUCAGUCACCUGAAGAUGAAUUAUUUGCUCAUUGCUCAGAUCCUCGAUCACCAAAAGGUUGGCUAGUGGAUCUCAUCAAUAAAUUUGGCAUACUAAAUGGGUUCCAGAUUUUGCAUGAUCGUUUUAUUAAUGGAUCAGCAUUAAAUGUUCAGAUAAUUGCAGCUCUUAUUAAACCAUUUGGACAAUGCUAUGAGUUUCUCAGUCAACAUACAGUGAAAAAGUACUUUAUUCCAAUUAUAGAAAUAGUUCCACAAUUUUUAGAAAAUUUAACUGAUGAAGAGCUGAAGAAAGAAGCAAAGAAUGAAACUAAAAAUGAUGCCCUUUCAAUGAUUAUUAAGUCUCUGAAGAAUUUAGCUUCAAGGAUUCCAGACCAAGAAGAAACUGUGAAAAAUUUAGAAAUUUUUAGGUUGAAAAUGAUACUCAGAUUGUUGCAAAUUUCUUCUUUUAAUGGGAAGAUGAAUGCCUUGAAUGAAAUUAACAAGGUGAUUUCUAGUGUAUCAUAUUAUACUCAUCGGCAUGGUAAUCCUGAAGAGGAAGAAUGGCUGACAGCUGAAAGAAUGGCAGAAUGGAUACAGCAGAACAAUAUCUUAUCCAUAGUCUUGCGAGAUAGUCUUCAUCAACCUCAGUAUGUAGAAAAGCUAGAGAAGAUUCUUCGUUUUGUGAUUAAAGAAAAAGCUCUUACGUUACAAGAUCUUGAUAAUAUCUGGGCAGCACAGGCAGGGAAACAUGAAGCCAUUGUAAAGAAUGUACAUGACCUUCUGGCAAAGUUGGCUUGGGAUUUUUCUCCUGAACAACUUGAUCAUCUUUUUGAUUGCUUUAAGGCAAGUUGGACAAACGCAAGUAAAAAGCAACGUGAAAAGCUGCUAGAGUUGAUACGACGUCUUGCAGAAGAUGAUAAAGAUGGUGUGAUGGCGCACAAAGUGUUGAACCUUCUUUGGAAUCUGGCUCAUAGUGACGAUGUGCCUGUAGACAUCAUGGACCUAGCUCUCAGUGCCCACAUAAAAAUACUAGAUUAUAGUUGUUCCCAGGAUCGAGACACACAAAAGAUCCAGUGGAUAGAUCGCUUUAUUGAAGAACUUCGCACAAAUGACAAAUGGGUAAUUCCUGCGCUGAAACAAAUAAGAGAAAUUUGUAGUUUGUUUGGGGAAGCACCUCAGAAUUUAAGUUCUUCUCGUUUUAGUCAAUCUCAGCGAAGUCCCCAUGUAUUUUAUCGUCAUGAUUUAAUCAGUCAGCUUCAGCACAAUCAUGCCUUAGUUACUUUGGUAGCAGAAAACCUUGCAACUUACAUGGAUAGCACACGACUAUAUGCUAGAGACCACGAAGACUAUGACCCACAAACUGUGAGGCUUGGAAGUAGAUACAGUCAUGUUCAAGAAGUUCAAGAACGGCUUAACUUCCUUAGGUUUUUAUUAAAGGAUGGCCAGCUGUGGCUUUGUGCGCCUCAGGCAAAACAAAUAUGGAAAUGCUUAGCAGAGAAUGCAGUUUAUGUUUGUGAUCGUGAAGCCUGUUUUAAGUGGUAUUCCAAGUUAAUGGGGGAUGAACCAGACUUAGAUCCUGAUAUUAAUAAGGAAUUCUUUGAAAGUAAUGUACUUCAACUUGAUCCUUUCCUGUUAACUGAAAAUGGAAUGAAAUGUUUUGAACGAUUCUUCAAAGCUGUUAAUUGUCGAGAAGGGAAACUAGUAACAAAAAGAAGAGCCUAUAUGAUGGAUGAUUUGGAACUAAUAGGAUUAGAAUACCUUUGGAGAGUCGUAAUUCAGAGUAAUGAUGAUAUUGCCAGCAGAGCUAUAGAUCUUCUUAAAGAAAUAUAUACAAAUCUUGGCCCCAGAUUACAGGUCAAUCAGGUGGUUAUCCAUGAAGACUUCAUUCAGUCUUGCUUUGAUCGUUUGAAAGCUUCAUAUGAUACAUUGUAUGUUUUGGAUGGUGACAAAGACAGCAUUAACUGUGCAAGACAGGAAGCUGUUAGAAUGGUUCGAGUAUUGACUGUUUUAAGGGAAUACAUAAAUGAAUGUGAUAGUGAUUAUCAUGAGGAAAGAACAAUUCUACCUAUGUCAAGAGCAUUCCGUGGUAAACAUCUCUCUCUCAUAGUUCGGUUUCCAAACCAUGGCAGACAGGUUGAUGAUUUGGAUAUAUGGUCUCAUACAAAUGAUACUGUUGGUUCAGUACGACGAUGUAUUCUCAAUCGUAUUAAGGCAAAUGUAGCCCAUACAAAAAUUGAACUCUUUUUGGGUGGUGAAUUAAUAGAUUCUGAAGAUGACAGAAAGCUAAUUGGACAGCUAAACAUAAAAGACAAAUCAAUAAUUACGGCCAAACUUACACAAGUAAGUUGCAAUAUGCCUUCCAGCCCUGACAGUUCUUCUGAUUCCUCAACUGGAUCUCCUGGGAACCAUAGUAAUCGUUACAGUGAUGGCCCUAAACAAGAAGUGGAAAGUUGUUUGCCUGGGGUGAUAAUGUCACAACAUCCCAGGUACAUCUCUUUCCUUUGGCAAGUUGCUGACUUAGGUAGCAAUCUGAAUAUACCACCUCUUAGAGAUGGAGCCAGAAUACUUAUGAAACUUAUGCCAAUGGAUAGUACAACAGUAGAAAAACUAAGAGCUGUUUGUCUGGACCAGGCAAAACUUGGAGAAAAUAACCUUGGACCAUCUCUUGAUUCACUUUUCUUUGGUCCUUCUGCUUCCCGAGUCCUGUAUCUAACAGAGGUCAUUUAUGCCCUGUUAAUGCCUGCUGAUACGCCUCUGGCAGAUGAUUCUUGUGACUUUCAGGUUCACUUCUUGAAAAGUGGUGGCUUAUCCCUUGUGCUGAGUAUGCUAACAAAAAAUAACUUCCUGCCAAAUACAGAUAUGGAAACACGAAGGGGUGCAUACUUCAGUGGUCUUAAAAUAGCCAAACUCUUGUUAACUGCAGUAGGCUAUGGCCAUAUUAGAGCUGUAGCAGAAGCUUGUCAGCCAGUUGUAGAUGGUGCAGAUCCUAUAACACCGAUUAACCAAGUUACUCAUGAUCAAGCAGUGGUGCUACAAAAUGCUCUUCAGAGCAUUCCUAACCCAUCAUCUGAGUGUAUUCUUAGAAAUGUAUCAAUACGUCUUGCUCAACAAAUAUCUGAAGAGGCUUCAAGAUACAUGCCUGAUAUUUGUGUAAUUAGAGCUAUACAGAAAAUCACCUGGGCAUCAGGAUGUGGAACAUUAGAGCUAGUAUUUAGCCCAAAUGAAGAAAUUACUAAAACUUACGAGAUGACCAGCAGUCCAAGCCAUAAGCCAGAUGUGGAAGAUGAACAGGUUUGCUGUGAAGCAUUGGAAGUGAUGACUUUAUGUUUUGCUCUAGUUCCAACAGCCCUGGAUGCACUUAAUAAAGAAAAAGCUUGGCAGACAUUUAUCAUUGACUUAUUAUUGCAUUGUCCCAGCAAAAUUGUUCGUCAGUUGGCACAGGAACAGUUUUUUUUAAUGUGCACCAGGUGUUGCAUGGGACACAGACCUCUGCUUUUCCUCAUUACUUUGCUCUUUACCAUUUUGGGGAGCACAGCAAGAGAGAGAGGUAAACAUUCAGGUGACUAUUUCACUCUUCUUCGGCACCUUCUAAAUUAUGCUUUCAACAAUAAUAUUAAUGUGCCCAAUGCUGAAGUUCUUCUCAACAAUGAAAUUGACUGGCUCAAAAGAAUUAGGGAUAAUGUUAAAAGUAGAGGUGAAACAGGUGUUGAAGAACCUAUCUUGGAAGGCCACCUUGGGGUAACAAAAGAGUUAUUGGCGUUUCAAACACCUGAGAAAAAGUAUCAUAUUGGUUGUGAAAAAGGAGGUGCUAAUCUUGUUAAAGAAUUAAUAGAUGAUUUCAUCUUUCCUGCCUCCAAAGUUUACCUGCAGUGUAUGAGAAAUGGAGAACUACCAGCUGAACAGGCUAUCCCGGUCUGUAGUUCACCAGUUACCAUCAAUGCUGGGUUUGAGCUACUUGUAGCAUUAGCUGUUGGCUGUGUAAAGAAUCUCAAACAGAUAGUAGACUGUUUGACUGAAAUGUAUUACAUAGGAACAGCAAUAACUACUUGUGAAGCACUUACUGAGUGGGAAUAUCUACCACCUGUUGGACCCCGCCCACCAAAAGGAUUUGUGGGACUCAAAAAUGCUGGUGCUACUUGUUAUAUGAAUUCUGUGAUCCAGCAGUUAUACAUGAUUCCUUCCAUCAGGAAUAGUAUUCUUGCAAUUGAAGGCACAGGUAGUGAUAUAGAUGAUGAUAUGUUUGGUGAUGAGAAGCAGGACAGUGAAAGUAAUGUUGAUCCCCGAGAUGAUGUAUUUGGAUACCCUCAUCAAUUUGAAGACAAACCAGCAUUAAAUAAAACAGAAGAUAGGAAAGAGUACAAUAUUGGUGUUCUGAGACACCUUCAGGUUAUCUUUGGUCAUUUAGCUGCUUCCCGGCUACAAUACUAUGUCCCCAGAGGAUUUUGGAAACAGUUCAGACUUUGGGGUGAACCUGUCAAUCUUCGUGAACAACAUGAUGCCUUAGAGUUUUUUAAUUCUUUGGUGGAUAGUUUAGAUGAAGCUUUAAAAGCUUUAGGACAUCCAGCUAUGCUAAGUCAAGUCCUGGGAGGGUCCUUUGCUGAUCAGAAGAUUUGCCAGGGCUGCCCACAUAGAUAUGAGUGUGAAGAAUCUUUUACAACUCUGAAUGUAGAUAUUAGAAAUCACCAAAACCUUCUCGAUUCUUUGGAACAGUAUAUCAAAGGUGAUUUACUGGAAGGUGCAAAUGCUUAUCGUUGUGAAAAAUGUGAUAAAAAGGUUGAUACAGUAAAACGGUUGCUAAUUAAAAAAUUGCCUCCUGUUCUUGCUAUUCAAUUGAAACGUUUUGACUAUGACUGGGAAAGAGAAUGUGCAAUUAAAUUCAAUGAUUAUUUUGAAUUUCCACGAGAGCUGGACAUGGAACCUUACACAGUACCAGGUGUUGCAAAGCUGGAAGGAGCUAAUGUAAACUCAGAGAGUCAGUUGAUGGAACAGAAUGAACAGUCUGGAAGUGACAGAACUGGAAACACGAAAUACAGACUUGUGGGGGUGCUUGUACACAGUGGUCAAGCAAGUGGUGGACAUUAUUACUCCUACAUCAUUCAGAGGAAUGGCAAAGAUGGUGAGAGAAAUCGCUGGUAUAAAUUUGAUGAUGGAGAUGUAACAGAGUGUAAAAUGGAUGAUGAUGAAGAAAUGAAAAAUCAGUGUUUUGGUGGAGAGUACAUGGGAGAAGUAUUUGAUCAUAUGAUGAAACGCAUGUCGUACAGAAGGCAGAAAAGAUGGUGGAAUGCUUAUAUUCUGUUUUAUGAACGAAUGGACACAAUAGACCAAGAAGAUGAAAUGAUAAGAUACAUAUCAGAGCUAACUGUCACAAAACCCCAUCAGAUUAUGUCACCAGCCAUUGAGAGAAGUGUGCGAAAACAAAAUGUGCAAUUCAUGCAUAACCGAAUGCAGUACAGUUUAGAAUAUUUUCAGUUUGUGAAAAAAUUGCUUACAUGUAAUGGUGUUUACUUAAGCCCUGCUCCAGGACAAGAUCACUUAUUGCCUGAAGCUGAAGAAAUUACUAUGAUUAGCAUUCAGCUUGCAGCUAGGUUCCUCUUCACCACUGGAUUUCACACAAAGAAAAUAGUCCGUGGCCCUGCCAGUGAUUGGUAUGAUGCAUUGUGCAUUCUACUCCGUCACAGCAAGAAUGUACGUUUUUGGUUUGCUCAUAAUGUGCUUUUCAGUGUUUCAAAUCGUUUCUCUGAAUACCUUCUGGAGUGCCCUAGUGCUGAAGUGAGGGGUGUAUUUGCAAAACUUAUAGUAUUUGUUGCACAUUUUUCUUUGCAAGAUGGGCCUUGUCCUUCAUCUUUCACAUCUCCAGGACCUUCUAGUCAGGCAUGUGACAAUUUAAGUUUGAGUGAUCAUCUACUAAGAGCAGUGUUAAAUCUCCUGAGAAGGGAAGUGUCUGAACAUGGUCGUCAUUUACAGCAAUAUUUCAAUCUGUUUGUCAUGUAUGCCAAUUUAGGUAUGGCAGAAAAGACACAGCUUCUGAAAUUGAGUGUACCUGCUACCUUUAUGCUUGUGUCUUUAGAUGAAGGACCAGGUCCUCCAAUCAAAUAUCAGUAUGCUGAAUUAGGCAAGUUGUACUCAGUAGUGUCUCAACUGAUCCGGUGUUGCAAUGUCUCAUCAAGAAUGCAGUCUUCAAUCAAUGGUAAUCCGCCUCUUCCCAAUCCUUUUGGUGACCCUAAUAUAUCACAGCCUAUAAUGCCAAUUCAGCAGAAUGUGGCAGACAUUUUAUUUGUGAGAACAAGCUAUGUGAAGAAAAUUAUUGAAGACUGCAGUAACUCAGAGGAAACCAUCAAAUUACUUCGUUUUUGCUGCUGGGAGAAUCCUCAGUUCUCAUCUACAGUCCUCAGUGAACUACUCUGGCAGGUUGCAUAUUCAUAUACCUAUGAACUUCGGCCAUAUUUGGAUCUACUUCUGCAGAUUUUACUGAUAGAGGAUUCCUGGCAGGCUCACAGAAUUCAUAAUGCACUUAAAGGAAUCCCAGAUGAUCGAGAUGGAUUGUUUGAUACUAUCCAGCGCUCUAAGAAUCACUAUCAAAAAAGAGCAUACCAGUGUAUAAAAUGUAUGGUGGCUCUCUUUAGCAAUUGUCCUGUUGCUUACCAAAUAUUACAGGGCAAUGGAGAUCUGAAAAGAAAGUGGACUUGGGCAGUAGAAUGGCUUGGAGAUGAACUUGAAAGAAGACCAUACACUGGCAAUCCACAAUACGCUUAUAAUAAUUGGUCUCCUCCAGUUCAGAGCAAUGAAACAUCAAAUGGUUAUUUCUUAGAGAGAUCACAUAGUGCUAGGAUGACACUGGCAAAAGCUUGUGAACUCUGUCCAGAGGAGGUAAAAAAAGUCACCCAUGGGCAGCAAAUAGAAAUGGAAGAAAGAAAAGAGCCAGAUGACCAAGAAGCCCCAGAUGAGCAUGAAUCAUCUCCACCAGAAGAUGCUCCAUUAUAUCCUCAUUCAUCUGGAUCUCACUAUCAACAGAAUAAUCACAUACAUGGACAGCCAUAUACAGGACCAGCUGCACAUCACUUGAACAACCAUCAGAAAACUGCCCAGCAGCAACAAGAAAACUGUGAAGGCAAUGAAGAAGUAUCCUCAUCUGAAAUAAAGAAUCAGUGAAAUGUCCAUAAUUAAUUGGUUCUUUAAGACCAGGCUAUUAGACCUUACAGUCCAAACUUUUAUAUACUUGGCUAGUAUUUAACAAAAUAGAGAAAUUGUUUAACAUGGAGCGGAGAGUUUAUUCAUUGUCUCAUUUGCAGAAGUUUGGUGUUAACAGGUGAGCCACCUGCAGGAGAGUGUAUAGUGUUUUGUAAUAAAUGGGUGAUACCGAUAUGUAAAUGGGAAAGUUGUAUAUAAUGUAUUGUUUGACAGUUAAUUCUUAAGCAACAAAACACUUUUGGUGACUAUGAGAAAUCUACCAAAAAAAGUUGGUUUUGGGGUUUCUUUUUUGUUAUGUCUGCUGCACCUGGCAACCAGUAUUGUCGGCUUCAUGGCAAUUGGAUCAACACCUUUAUGGAAAAAAAAAGAUGGGGAGAAGAAAGUUAACAUUGAAAGAGGCCAUUCAUAUCAGUCAACACCAGUAGCUGCUUACUAACUCUUAGUUACUGGAGCCACUGUAAGGCUUUGAAUAACAUGGUGAUGUUGAAAAUUGGUGUGUAAUAACACUGUUUAUGCAUAUUUUUCAUUACCUUUUUAUUCUGGUAGUACAUGAUCACUUUAAACCUAUAGUAAUGCUGUAUUGUAUUUAGCUUGGCUUCACACUGUGUUGGUGUAGCCAGCGAGAACACACACUAAGUUUGUAUAGCCAGUGGGAACAAAGCUACAUGAAUGAUAGCAGUUUCCUCAAAGUGACAGAUAUGUUGCCAAGAGCUUUUAUUUCUUAUACCAGGAAUAAAUACAAAAUGAGAAAUGUAACAAAUAAGCAGUUUUUGGUUAUAUGUAUGUUCCUCAUAUUUAAUAUUUGACAGUUGAGUCUCUUGAUGAGACACAGAAAUGUGAAAGUAUUGAUAAUAGAAAUAUUAAAUAUGCAAAAUUUUGCUGUACCACAAUGUGGAGCACAUAAGAGGAGACUGUACUUGAUGUCCUUGGUUUUUUUUUUUUUUUUUUCUUUUUUUUUAAAAAUAGUUUAGUAGAUGAAGGCUCUAAAAUUUUGCUUCAACUGGAAGCCAGUGAGGUGGACAUCAUCAGAGUCCCAUAGUACUUUGAAAUACCAUUGUACCAAGAUACCUGGCUGAUAGUCUAGUCAGUCAGAAUUUUACUUGGUAGCAAGAUUGUCCCAGGUUCUUUUCCAUUCUAAAACUUAAUCUGCUGGGGUUUAAUUAAAACAUAAAUUUAUGGUUAGUUGUUAUAAUUCUGAAGUACUAUUUUAGAAUAAGCAUUUGUUUCAGGAUUUCAGGAAACUUGGGAGUAAAUACUAUAUUUAAAAAAUUGGUAACUUUUAAAUGUGUGUAAUAUUUUGGAGCCUGUGUAAAAACCAAAUAUACCUGCAAACAAAUACAGCCCAUCUUAUACUAUUUAAAUAUUUUGCUGUUUUGUUUUAUAGAAAUUAUUUUGCUGAAUUCACAAAUAGAGUUUGAUUUAAGAAGA